Cryptococcus wingfieldii CBS 7118 is the source of this 639-nucleotide messenger RNA. RefSeq lists its product as hypothetical. The transcript has 3 exons. The record is from RefSeq and is a predicted model, not a curated record. Lineage: Eukaryota; Fungi; Basidiomycota; Tremellomycetes; Tremellales; Cryptococcaceae. The coding region runs from base 1 to 639 and encodes 212 amino acids.
AUGCUCAAAGAAGAACAAGAGAAGCGCGCGAGGGCAGCUGCAUCUGCUGCGAAAAAGGCCGCCAAAGCAUCAGCGUCUGGUUCCUCUCACCGCCCAUCCUCGUCCAAUCCCACGAAGCGAACAGCAGAAGUGUCUUCAGCUGCGGGAUCGUCUAAGAAGGCGAGAGUCAAUUCGAAUCCACCAAAGGGUCUCAAGAAGGGGGUUAAGUCUAGAGAUAUUCCAGUUGCCAAUCGUCUCGUAUCUGCCUCAGCCACAGGCAACGGCGAGCAUCCUGUAGAUUCUUCAAGCCACGGUCCGUCCUCAAGCACCAAUGCUGUUCUGACUUGCCCAUGCUCAGAUGCUAGUCGGACAUCUCAAGCUCGAGCCUCUGCUGCGACAAUCAACCUGGUCCAGCUUGAACAAGCUUUUGAAAUUUACCAGUCGAAACUGAGCAAGUUGUGCAAAGAGCAGAGGCAAGCUGGAACCCUCACAGAAGCAGAUGAGAAUCAGAAAUUCAAUUGUGUGAACGAGCUGAUUGCCCUGAAUGAUCUUCGAGACGCUGAAGACCCCACCAUCUUAUACCAGAAGUGGCAGGAUCACCCAGAGGACUUCUGGGUGACUUCGAGAGGUGGCAGCGUUUGGGGAUGUAGGGGGCGCUAA